UCAGAAUAACCGAAAUUUCGGUUUUUUUAGCAUAUCUUCGUAAGUAACGGAAUUUUCUCGUUCCCUUUAAAACAUGAUAAUAACUCUUUAAUUGCGUUUUUUUCUCUAAUUUGACCAUCGUCGUAUCCUUUAUGCUUUCGGAGAUCCCAAUGAUAGAACGUCCUUAUCUUGUACACCGUGUAUAUAUGCCGAAUGGCUGAAAAAAAUUAAACGAAAAUUUGGAACUUAUGGAGGUGUAAUUCUCAAAUAAAACAUUUUGAUCAAAUAUUUUUUGGACACCCUGUACAUUUAGGAAUAGAGAGAGUUGGUCCCCGGUGUUUUAUAUUAAAUACGUAAGACCGAAUAGUGAAACUCGUCUCCAAAAACUGAGUUUCCGUUUCCAGAACAAGAGAGUGCUGCUCUACCAAUCUAAUCCACUAUGACUUGGUCACCCUAAGCGACCUGUACAUUUAUCUAGCGUCGCAUUGGCCCUAUCUUUCCUUUUAUUCAUAAUAUCAGGACACAAUAGCAGCGGAGUGAAUCGGCAAUUGUAUAUCGACUCUCGCUAAUGAUGAAUUACGACCAAUUUCUAAUAAGCGAGUGGUAUAAAAUUGCCCAAUGAUUCACGGCCCAUUAAAUAAUCGACAAAAGCGAGUAGUAAAACUGAAAACGACCGAUAAGGGUUCGAUAUGCUAAUAUCGUUUGCAGGAGGUGCCGACGUCGCGCGUUUACAAUUCUCAGAUCUGUUUUGUGCCGAACUUCCACAAUAACAGCGAAAACGGGCGGUUAAAAAUGUUCAAAGUGCGCGAACUUGUGCGUCAUUCGCUAUGUAUCACCAACAUAUGGAAAGCUUAGAGGAGGUUGCCGCUCGAGAGCAAGCAGAGAAGCAACAGAGUCUUCGCGAACUUGAGGAUCUUUACGAGUGGUUGCAGCAGUUCGAGGACCCUCCACCUGCGCCGAGGCCCCCGCCGCCGCAUCAAUUUAGAAAUGGCGAUAUUACACAAAAGGGAUACGAGAAAAAGAGAACAAGACUUCUUUCUCCAUAUGUGCCUAAACAAAAUACAACUGGAAAUGGAGGAAACGGUGUCGGAAACGCAAACGAGAAUUGCGACAAUGGCGUUAAGCAGCACACAAGAAGACGCACACAACGACGCGUCACGCACAACGAGAAGAGAUAUCAUUCAGCUGUGGGGUCUGGGGGCUCGACGGAUACAAGGGGCGUUAGCCCUGCGACGAGGGCCCUUCGAAGAGGCAACAGGCGGUUAACCCGUAAUGAGAGCCGCUAUCAUUCAGAAGUGCGACAAGAGGCUGUACAGCAGGCGUUGGCUCAGGCUAUGCAGAAUAGGCAUAAACCCUCAUUGCCGAUGCCGUCCAAGAGAACCUCCGUUAUGGCAAGAAGUCCUGACAGGGAUAGACGGGAUUCUGAAUCCUCAUCGGAUGAAGACAGUAUAGUAAAUGAGGAAACGGUGGAAAGUACGCCGGAAAGGGAAAGAGCAAGGGACAGAAGCACACCUCAAAUGUUACCUCCACCGCCACUCUCCGACACCAGCAGCACUGGGUCACCGCCGCCGCUCCACCACCGAACCCGGUUACCUCCGCCGAACAACUGGGACCUACGCAACAAACACGAAAUUACCGACAUAACGGAUGUGAUGCAAAAUUUUCGACCUUAUUCCCAACCGCCCGAUGUCACGCACACAUCGGCUCAAGGUGGAAGAAGAACAACGGCGGCGGAUCGCGUCAACCGGUACGGCUCGUCCGGAUCCGACGACACCAUGGGCACGGGACCGGGCCGAUGGAAGGUCUCGGCGAAAAUCCAGCAGCUGCUCAACACGCUCAAGAGGCCCAAGCGCCGACCACUCCCAGAGUUUUACGAGGACGACGAUAUCGAGCUGGAAAUCGCCGCCAACCCCAAAGAUCCGAAUGCACCCAAACCGGAAGGAGGGUGUAUGACACCAGCGGUAGGCGAACAGCUUGUGGUCCCUUCGGGGCUGCCCAGAAAUUUGGAGGCUGCCGUCUCGAGGUACGGGUCGGCGUCGUUUAAGGCACCCGUCGCAACGGUGUUGGAUCCCAACGGGAAAUUAACCACGACACUUACAUAUGGUAAAUUACUGAGUCGUUCGCAAAAAAUCGCGUACGCCCUCCUAACGAAAGCCUACGGCAAGACGGGCGACACAAGCCUCAAGACCGGCGAUCGAAUCGCGCUCGUCUAUCCGAACAACGACCCGAUCAACUUCCUCUGCGCGUUCUACGGCUGUCUACAGGCGGGCAUAGUUCCGGUGCCGAUCGAGGUCCCGAUUACGAGACGAGACGCGGGUUCGCAACAGAUCGGAUUUCUGCUCGGCAGCUGCAGCGUACAAGUGGCCUUAACAUCGGAGGCGUGCCUGAAGGGCCUGCCGAAGAGCACCGCCGGCGAUGUUAUACAGUUUAAGGGCUGGCCGAAACUGCACUGGUUCGUCACGGAGCAUCUGACGCGUACGCCGAAAGACUGGCUGCCGCCGCCGAAACUCACCGACGAGACGCCGGCUUAUAUCGAGUACAGUACCGAUCGGGACGGCUCGGUUAUGGGCGUGACGAUAACACGCGCAGCUAUGUUGUCGCAUUGCCGUACGUUGACUAUGGCGUGUAACUAUACCGAGGGUGAAAUAAUGGUGUGCGUUCUCGACUUUAAGCGCGAAGUUGGGCUUUGGCAUUCCGUACUGGCGAGCAUACUAAACGGGAUGCACGUGAUUUAUAUUCCGUACGCGUUAAUGAAAGUGAAUCCGGCUAGUUGGAUGCAGAUGAUUACGAAGUACCGGGCAAGUGUUGCAGUUGUGAAAUCGCGAGACUUGCACUGGGGGUUGUUAGCGACUAAAGAUCACAAAGACAUUAGUUUAAGCUCGUUGCGCAUGCUUCUAGUCGCGGAUGGUGCUAAUCCGUGGUCUCUCAGUUCGUGUGAUCAAUUUUUAUCAGUAUUCCAAGCGAAAGGCCUGCGACCGGACGCGAUCUGUCCGUGCGCGAGCUCUAGCGAAGUUCUAACCGUUUCCGUGAGAAGACCGGGACGCGCGGGCGUCAACGCGACCGGUCGCGGCGUUCUCUCAAUGCAAGGACUUAGUUACGGUGUCGUACGGGUAGAUCAAGAGAACAGUCUAACUUCUCUUACAUUGCAAGAUUGCGGCCAGGUAAUGCCCGGGUGCGUGAUAGUCGUCGUGAAAAUGGAAGGUCCGGCAUACCUAUGCAAGACGGACGAAGUCGGCGAAAUUUGCGUAAAUUCCGGCUCCACCGGUACUCAGUACUGGGGUUUGCAAGGUUUGAGCAACAGUACCUUCAAGAUACAACCGUUAACGGCGGACGGCAAACCGCUUUCCGACGCGGAAUACACGCGGUCGGGUCUGUUGGGAUUUUUGGGACCGGGAGGUUUGGUUUUCGUUUGCGGUUCACGUGAUGGUUUGAUGACCGUUACCGGAAGAAAACAUAACGCUGAUGAUAUAAUUGCAACUGUUUUGGCUGUGGAACCCAUGAAGUUUAUUUAUCGAGGACGAAUCGCCGUUUUUAGUAUUAGAGUUCUUAGAGAUGAAAGAAUUUGCGUCAUUGCUGAGCAAAGACCCGAUUGUAGCGAAGAAGAGUCAUUUCAGUGGAUGUCGCGCGUACUUCAAGCAGUCGAUUCAAUCCAUCAAGUCGGAAUUUACUGUUUAACUUUAGUGCCGCCGAAUUUCCUUCCGAAAACUCCGCUAGGGGGAAUACACCUGUCCGAGACGAAAAGGCGGUUUCUGGAGGGAACGCUGCAUCCGGCCAAUGUGCUUAUGUGUCCGCACACGUGCGUCACGAAUCUGCCGAAGCCGCGAGAGGUGCAUCAAGCAGCCGACUGUGUUUCAGACGUGGGCCCUGCGUCUGUUAUCGUCGGUAACUUGGUGCAAGGCAAUCGCCUCGCUAGCGCACAAGGUAGAGAUAUGGGCCUCCAUGACGAAGAAAGUGAUUCUAAUAAAAGGUAUCAAUUUAUAUCGGAACUGCUACGUUGGAGAGCCCAUAGCACCGCGGAUCACGUACUAUUCACACUUUUGAAUAGUAAAGGGGCGGCGGCCAAAGUUCUCAGCUGUUCCGAAUUGCACAAGAAAGCGGAGCGAAUUGGAAACCUUCUAAGCGAAAAGGGGCGCAUUAACACCGGCGAUCACGUGGCGCUCAUCUUCCCACCCGGUCUAGAUUUAAUCUGCGCAUUCUACGGAUGUUUGUACGUCGGCGCAGUUCCCGUCACCAUUCGACCACCUCAUCCACAAAAUCUCCAAACGACCCUGCCGACCGUUCGAAUGAUCGUCGACGUCUCAAAGUCGAUCUUGGUGCUCUCUUCGCAGGCGGUCAUAAAGCUCUUGCGGUCAAAGGAGGCGAGCAACGUGGUCGAUUUAAAAUCGUGGCCGCCGAUCUUGGACACGGACGACAUGCCAAAGAAGAAACUGCCGGUGGCGUAUCGUGCUCCGACCGCCGAAAUGCUGGCGUACUUGGAUUUUAGCGUUUCUACGACCGGAAUGUUGGCUGGAAUAAAAAUGUCGCACGUCGCCGUUACGAAUCUGUGUAGAAGUAUGAAACUUGCGUGCGAAUUGUAUCCCAGUAGACACAUAGCGCUCUGUCUAGAUCCGUACUGCGGGUUAGGAUUUGCAUUAUGGUGUUUAAGUAGUAUAUAUUCGGGACAUCAUUCAAUAUUAAUACCACCUUCGGAAGUAGAAGUAAACCCGGGUUUAUGGCUGACGGCCGUAAGCCAAUACAAAGUUCGUGAUACGUUUUGCUCAUAUGGCGUGAUGGAAUUAUGCACAAAAGGACUGGGCUCGUCCGUCAACCAACUGAAAACUCGCGGCGUGUCCCUAGCCUGCGUGCGCACGUGCGUCGUGGUCGCGGAGGAGAGACCUAGAAUUAAUCUUACCACUAGUUUUUCAAAGUUGUUCAGCGCGCUAGGACUGAGUCCGAGGGCCGUUUCGACGUCGUUCGGAUGCCGGGUGAACGUGGCGAUUUGUCUUCAAGGCGCCUCGAGUCCGGAACCCUCAACAGUAUACGUCGACUUGCGAGCUUUACGAAACGAUAGGGUUACGUUAGUCGAACGCGGCAGCCCGCACAGCUUGUGCCUGAUCGAAAGCGGAAAGUUGCUACCCGGUGUCAAGGUUCUCAUCGCCAAUCCCGAAUCCAAGGGACAGUGCGGCGACUCGCACCUGGGCGAAAUUUGGGUGCAAAGCGGGCAUUCGGCUAGCGGGUAUUUUACGAUUUACGGCGACGAGAGCGACUACGCCGACCACUUUAGCGCGCGUCUCGUCACGAAUAAUACGGGUGAGGUGUACGCCAGAACCGGCUACUUGGGAUUUCUCAGACGAACUGAGUGCUCAUCAAGCUGCCACACUGAGGAGAACACGAGGCUAGGACUGAACGAAAGUGAUACUGAAUCUUUAGGAUCUCAACAGCAUCUUGCGACGAGCGACGCCGGGGAACUUCAAGAUGCCGUUUUUGUGGUGGGAGCGCUGGAUGAAACGAUUGUUUUGAGAGGCAUGAGGUAUCACCCCAUCGAUAUUGAAAACAGUGUGUUACGAUGUCACAAGAAAAUUGCUGAAUGUGCUGUGUUUACAUGGACCAAUUUGUUAGUAGUAGUGGUUGAAUUAGAUGGUAACGAAAGCGAAGCUUUGGAUUUAGUUCCCCUAGUGACAAAUACCGUUCUGGAGGAGCAUCAUUUAAUAGUAGGAGUAGUGGUAGUCGUUGAUCCAGGUGUUGUGCCAAUAAACUCUCGAGGUGAAAAGCAACGUAUGCAUCUCAGAGAUGGCUUUCUAGCUGACCAACUCGAUCCUAUUUAUGUGGCUUACAAUAUGUAAACAUUUUAUACCUCUCAUAAUUAUUUAUAAUAUCAAUCGGUAUUCAACGUUUUCGGAUUGUAAGCAUAUCUGCCAUGAAAUCGUGAUUUAUGAUUAGUUUUAAUUUUAGUUUAGGUGACAUUUUAAAAUAAAGUAAGCGCAUUUUGUGACAACCGGCUCAAAUUUUUAAACUUGGGGAAAUUUUACAUUUUCACAAAUUGUUCGUUGUGUGGAUGUAAAUAAUUCAUGGCCUAUUAGGCGUUAGUGUAAAUUUUACGUUGUUAAGUUGUACAGACUGUAUUUGACUAAUUUUAGUGCAUUUGCUUUGAUCUGGUGCAAUACCCGUUUCUUUUUGUUUAAUUAGAACAAGCCGAUUAGAAGAAUUCAACAAAUUUUUAACGACGCAAGAUGCAUUUUAUUUAGUCCGACAGUACAAUAACAACGCCUUUUGACACAGUAAUUAGUACCUAAUAGUUCUCUUGACAAUUCAGCAAUUUUAGCAAUGUAUUACUCUAGUCUGAUAUUGCAAUUUUAUUGCUUUAAUUUUAACUUAAAAAAUUAGUUGUAUAAUGGAAUGCAUUUAAAAAUUGUUUUGUGAAUUUAAAACCUCCCUCCCCCCCCUUAAUUUUAUCUAACUGUUAUUGGUUGUUUUUAUAUUGGAUAAAAAUCUAUUAACAGGCUUAAUUUAAGUUUCGCACAAUAAUGCUGUUUUUAUGCAGUUCGUGACAAUAGAUUAAUUUUAUGUAAAUAUUAAUGUUUAAAAUUUAGUGCUAACACUGCACACGGUUGUAUUUAAUAUUAUCUCUUAUUUAAAAUU
This is a messenger RNA of Photinus pyralis (common eastern firefly), 6597 nucleotides long. It is a transcript of the gene DIP2, whose product is annotated as disco-interacting protein 2. Lineage: Eukaryota; Metazoa; Arthropoda; Insecta; Coleoptera; Lampyridae. Bases 807 to 5801 code for a protein of 1664 amino acids. The record is from RefSeq and is a predicted model, not a curated record. The transcript has 14 exons.